Molecule: messenger RNA, 1836 nt
Organism: Empidonax traillii (willow flycatcher)
Lineage: Eukaryota; Metazoa; Chordata; Aves; Passeriformes; Tyrannidae
Gene: CHST12
Product: carbohydrate sulfotransferase 12
Exons: 2
Coding region: 196-1455 (419 amino acids)
Biological process (GO): carbohydrate biosynthetic process; proteoglycan biosynthetic process
Cellular component (GO): membrane
Molecular function (GO): sulfotransferase activity
Source: RefSeq, a predicted model, not a curated record
CGGUGAGGCGGCGCCGCCCCGGGGCCGGGCCAGCCCCGGUUAUGAGGCGCAGCGCGGUGUCCCCACACCCUGCCCGUCCCUGCGCUCUGCCCGGUGCCAGGAUCCCGCUCUGCAGCACCAUGCUGGAUCCCAAACCUCACUCUGCGAGUCGGAGGUGAAUCCAGGUGAAAGUCAGCUACCACAGUAGGUGUCAGGAUGACCAAAGCACGGCUCCUCCGUCUCUCUGUGGUGCUGGUCUCCAUCUUCAUGAUCCUCCUGAUCAUUGUCUACUGGGACAACGUGGGGACGGCUCACUUCUACCUGCACACGUCCUUCUCCAGGCCUCGUUCCCCGGGAGCCAUCCCUGGUAUCACGGCAGGUGAGGACUGGGAAGCCUUGCCGGAUGUAGAUGAAUUUUUGGCAAAGCUGCUUAGUUCGAGCCUGAGACAGAACAACUCUAUCCCCCGAAAGACAGAGCAGCUCCUUGUCCAGGGCUCCAACAAGCCCGUGGUGAGUAAUUUGGAGGAGAAUGUGCGGGGCUAUGACUGGUCCACGCACAAGGACAGGAACAGCCUGGACCAAGCGAAGCUGCAGGUGGAGAGGCAGAGAACGCUGCGGGAGUUUUGUGCCAAUUCCAGCUUCACCUUCCCCACCAAGGAGCGCUCCUUUGAUGACAUCCCGAACUACGAGCUCAACCACCUGAUCGUGGAUGACCGCCACGGCAUCAUCUACUGCUACGUGCCCAAGGUGGCCUGCACCAACUGGAAACGAGUGAUGAUUGUGCUCAGCGAGAGCCUCCUGGACCGGGGCGUCCCGUACCGGAACCCUCUGGACAUCCCCCGGGAGCACGUCCACAACACCAGCACCCACCUGACGUUCAACAAGUUCUGGCGCCGCUAUGGGAAGUUCUCCCGGCACCUCAUGAAGAUCAAGCUGAAGAAGUACACCAAGUUCCUCUUCGUGCGGGACCCUUUUGUCCGCCUCAUCUCCGCCUUCCGCAGCAAAUUCGAGCUGGAGAACGAGGAGUUCUACCGGCGUUUCGCCGUCCCCAUGUUGAAGCUCUACUCCAACCACACCAACCUCCCCACCUCCGUUAGCGAGGCCUUCGGGGCGGGCCUCAAAGUCUCCUUUUCUGACUUCAUCCAGUACUUACUGGAUCCCAGGACAGAGAAGAUGACCCCCUUCAAUGAGCACUGGAGGCAGGUUUACCGCCUGUGCCACCCGUGCCAGAUAGACUACGAUUUCAUCGGAAAGCUGGAGACGCUGGAUGAGGAUGCUGCCUAUUUAUUGCAGCUCCUCAAAGUGGACAGGCUGCUUCGCUUCCCACCCAGCUACAGGAACAGGACUGCCAGCAGCUGGGAAGAUAACUGGUUUGCCAAAAUCCCGCUGGCUUGGAGGCAGCAGCUCUACAAGCUUUACGAAGCAGAUUUUGUACUCUUUGGCUACCCCAAGCCAGAAAACUUGCUUAAAGACUAAAAGUGAUCGGGCAGUGGGUGUGGGAGGGAACAUCUGAAAUACCAAAAAUGUUUAAAGCCUCCUCAUUUUUGCUCUUAACUCCCUUCCCCAUACAGGUUGGUACAAUGGAAUAUAUUUUUUCUACUGCUUUCCCUUCCAUUUUUGCAAUAAUGUCAGAGUCCAGGGUAUUCCAGCCAGCUGUGCAUAUGCAAAAAAUGCCAUUUUUUUGUUAUAAUUUGUUUUCUGUUUUUUAAAAUGUCCCCAUAUUUUGCUAUGGGUCACUGCCCUUGGUCACUCUGCCAACUGUGUCCUUCAGUAGCUUUUUAUUAAUACUUUUUAAAAAUUAAUAUAUUUAAGAUAUUUAAUACAAAGCGUGUGUCGUGGCAAAGGAAGGGAAGGAAU